Messenger RNA from Kogia breviceps (pygmy sperm whale), 631 nucleotides. It is a transcript of the gene NPPB, whose product is annotated as natriuretic peptide B. Gene Ontology annotation, cellular component: cytoplasm; extracellular region. Gene Ontology annotation, biological process: neuropeptide signaling pathway; cGMP biosynthetic process; negative regulation of systemic arterial blood pressure. Lineage: Eukaryota; Metazoa; Chordata; Mammalia; Artiodactyla; Physeteridae. The record is from RefSeq and is a predicted model, not a curated record. Gene Ontology annotation, molecular function: hormone activity; hormone receptor binding.
CAGGAGGUGACGUGUGAACCGGGACCCAGCGCGGCGGCAGCAACCUCUCUCCGCCCCUCCAGCGACAUGGACCCCCGGACGACGCCGGCCCGGGCGUUCGUGCUCCUCCUGUUCCUGCACCUGUCGCCGCCAGGCUGCCAUUCCUCCCCGCUACGUGGCCCCGGCCCGGCCCCGGGACUGCGCGGGAUACAGGAGCUGCUGGGCCGUCUACGAGGCAGGGUCUUGGAGCUGCAGGCCGGGCAGAUGGACCUGGACCCCCUCCAGCAGGGCCACGGCGUCGCAGAAGCCUGGGAGACGCGGGCGGCCGCCCCCCCGGGGCUCCUCGGGCCCGGCAACAGCGUCCUCCAGGCCCUGCGGGGAAUACGCAGCCCCAGGAUGACGCGCGACUCCGGCUGCUUUGGGCGGAGGCUGGACCGGAUCGGCUCCGUCAGCGGCCUGGGCUGCAAUGUGCUGAGGAGGUAUUAAGAGAAGGUCCCGGCUGCAUCGGAUUCUCCCUCAACCCCCUGCUCCCCUUUGAAGCGACUCCUAUUUAUUUGUACUUAUUUAUUUAUUUAUUUGGUUGUUUUAUGUGAGAUGGUUCUUAUCUUUGAGCACAAAUUUUCCACGAUGAAAUAAAGUCAAUAUUAUAGCU